This is a messenger RNA of Rhinolophus ferrumequinum (greater horseshoe bat), 3893 nucleotides long. RefSeq names its product cation channel sperm associated auxiliary subunit gamma (gene CATSPERG). Bases 210 to 3716 code for a protein of 1168 amino acids. The record is from RefSeq and is a predicted model, not a curated record. NCBI's taxonomy places the organism in Eukaryota, Metazoa, Chordata, Mammalia, Chiroptera, Rhinolophidae. The transcript is spliced from 29 exons. Gene Ontology annotation, cellular component: motile cilium; CatSper complex; sperm principal piece.
UGGAGCAAGAAGUGGGGGCGGUGCUAAGUGCAGGUGCAAGUGUAAGUGCGAGAUCACAGGAAAUAACAGGACUGAGGAAAAUAGGUGGGAUGCAGCCAAAGCGAGAAACAGAAACCGAAACGAGGAGAAGAGUAGGGGAGGGAUGCAGAGCAGGCGCAGAGCCAAGAACAAGGGGGGGGCAAGAUUAAGGGGCGAGACGAGGAGACAGGAUGAAACCAGGAGCAGGUUCCAGCCACGCUGAGCGCUGCCCCGCGAUGACUCCUGCUGGUCCUGCGUGGCCAAGACUCCGAGUCCUGUGGGCGCUGUGGUCACUACUGGCGGUGCUAUUGUCACCGUGGAGGCUGGGGGCUGUGGAGGACAACCAGGAGUGCACCUGGCAGGUUGUCCUGAACCAGUUCGAGACGGUAGGCAAAAACCACGGAAGCGACCGCUUUUUCAAUCAAGAGCCCCUAGACACAGUGAACAGUUUGUUGGGCCUUCUGGUGGACUCGCCCAUCGACCUGAACGAGAAAUACAUGGGCUUCCCUUACUACCUAAAGAUCAACUACUCCUGCAAAGGAGAGGCCUCUGAGGCCCUGGUCCGCAAGGGCCACCUGAUGGGGCUGAAGCCUGUGGUGCUGGUCACCUUCCAGUCCUCAGUUAACAUCAAUCACUGGAAGCUAGAGCAGCUUCAGAUCCAGAUGGAAGCAGCCCCCUUCCGCAGCAAAGAGCAGUGCGACGCAGAGGAGGUGUGUGUCAUGAGCUGGUACGUGCCUAUGCCCAUCAAGAACGGCAGUGUGGUCAUGCACGUGGACGUCAGCAGCAACGGCCUGGGGCCCUUCAUUCCUAAUAAAAGGUUUCAGGUAAACAUCAAUGGUUUCCUGGAGAGAGAGCAAGACGACAAACUCAAGUUCACCGUGGGAAAUGAGCUCUUCAAUCUGUUACCUCGGUACUUUGUGAAUGUUUCAUCGAGACCCCUGUGGUGCACUGUGGGCCAGACCCCUGUGCUCAUUCUGGGCGGUAUUCCUGAGGAGAAGUCCGUUUUGCUGACGGACACCAGCUUCAAGGACUUCUUUCUCGUGGAGUUGAGCAUUGACAGUUGCUGGGUAGGAUCCUUCUACUGCCCCAAGGCCAGCUUCACCUCCACCAUCUACGACGCCAUCGCCACCGAGAGCACCCUCUUCAUUCGGCAGAACCAGCUCGUCUACUAUUUCACAGGCACCUAUAUCACACUCCACCAGAGCAACCAUGGCAGUGAGAGGUGGGUUCGUGUGCUGGCUAAUGAAUGUAUCAAGAAGCUGUGCCCCGUGUAUUUCCAUGGCAAUGGCUCCGAGUACAUCAUGGCCCUCACUUCUGGCAAGCAUGAAGGUUAUUUCCACUUUGGGACCAUCACAGAUGGCCGUGUGUCCUUUGAGAUGCUGCCCAGGCAGCAGUCCGUGUGCAAAUGGAUACAAGUUGUCGUCUGCUCCAUAAUCUGGGCCACAUACAUUGCGGACGACUACAAUAUGCUGCUGCUGGUGGAGGUUGAAGACAACAGCACCAGGAAAUAUUUCCAAGUGGCCAACUAUGACGUGGUCACUGAUGAGCUGGCCAUCUUCUAUGCCAUCCCAGAAUUCAUCCCUGACGCUCGAGGCCUGGAGUUCCUGAUGAUCCUAGGGACAGAGUCUUAUACCAACUUCUCAAUGGUUCCUAAAGGCAUGUCCUACAACCCAUAUAACAACCUGCUCUUCAUCUGGGGCAACUUCCUCCUGCAAAGCUAUGACAGUGAAAACUUCAUCUACCUGGCGGACUUCCCCAAGGAGCUGUCCAUCAAGUACCUGGUCAACUCGUUCCAUGGGGACAUAGCUAUUGUCACAGAGACGGAGGAGAUCUGGUACCUUCUGGAGGGCAGUUACCGGGUGUACAAGCUGUUCCCGUCCAAGGGCUGGGAGGUGUACAUCAGCCUGCAGAUGAUGCAACAGUCUUCUCUCUACGCCCCCAAUGAGACCAUGGUCACCCUCUUCUACCAAGACAACAAUCUGUACCAGCUGGUGUACCUUGUAAACAGCCAGCAGAGCGAGCUGGUCAAGAGGCUUGUGCCCGUGGAGCAGCUUCUGAUGUACCAGCAACUCAGCAACCGUUACUUCUUGCAGCGGCAAGGGAGCCACCUGACGCUCUCCUUCACCAACUUAUGCCCCUUCACGGUGAUGCACCUGCGGGACCUGCCCAACCCGCAGAUCUACACGCGCCAGGAGCGCUACCGGGCGAAGCCGCCGCGCGUCCUGGAGCCCUCGGGCUUCCACACCGAGAACUCGCUCGCGGUCUAUCAGGGCCUCAUCUAUUACCUGCUCUGGCUGCACUCCCAGUACGAAAAGCCAUACGCCUACGCCGACCCUGUGCACCACUCCACCUGGUGGAAGAACAAGAAACAGGACCAGGAUUAUUACUUCUACCUGGCGAGCAACUGGCAGAGCGCGGGUAACGUGCACAUUGACGUGGACAACUACAAAAAGAUCUACGACCUCAGUGCCGAGUACGAGCUCCCCGAGCGCAUCUUCCUGGAUAAGGGCUCCAGCUACAGCUUCUCCAUCUUCCUGACGGUCCGGAGCCACUCGUUCAAGUCCCAGCCGGAACUGGGCAACAGCUUCCAGCUGCAGAACGAGGUGGACCUGGGCGUGGUUCUGGCCGACCCCGGCUGCACUGAGGCGGUGGUGAAGCAGAAGGUCCCUACUAAUCGCAACUCGGUGCUUUUCUGGGUUAUGCUCAGGGAUAAAAGCUUUUGCUUGAACCAGGGUGUUAGUGGACAUUACCUCAUGAAGACCUCCAUGCUGGUCAAGGUGGUGGGCUCCGCUGGGUACUGCUUCCAGAACACCAUCCACGGGCCUCGCAUGCAAGGCAACCUCAUGAUGCCAGUGUUUAUUGGCUGCCCCCCGGGCAAACGUCUGGCCUUUGACAUCACCUACACCCUGGAGUACAACCGCCUGCAGAACAAACACUACUUCGACUGCCUGCACCUCGACCCUGAGAUGCCCUGCUUCCUCUUCCGUGACAUCUUCUACCCCUUCUUCUUGAUCCAAGAUUUGGUGACGGGAGACUCUGGCAGUUUUCAGGGCAGCUACGUGCUGAAGGUGGUGGGCGGGGGACCCACCCUGGACACCAUCAGGGAAUACAGCGAGGAGGAGAUCUACCGCUUCAACAGCCCCCUGGACAACACCUACAGCCUCAUCUGGACCACAAAGAACACAACCACCACUGAGGACUCGGCCUUCAACAUCAUGUCCCACCAGAGCUUGGGCAUCGAGUGGCUGUGUCUGGAGAACUCCCCGUGCCAUGACACCGUUCCCCCUAGCAUCUUCACCCCUGAAUUCUUCUUCAAGGUGUUGGUGAGUAACAGAGGUGUGGACAAGAGCACAUACUGUGACUACCAGCUCGUCUUCCUGCUGCAUAUCCAUGGCCUUCCACUCAGUGCCAAGAGGGCCUUCUUCAUCCUCAUAGUGUCAACCAGUGUGUUUCUCAGCCUGGUCUUCCUCUACAUCAUCGUCUGCCUCCUGUUUCCCCUUAUGGUGAAAGGCUGCAACAUCCUCCGCUGGAAGAUCAACAACAUACUCACCACAGAAUUCUACUACACCCACAGCUCCUCUUCCGGAGUCGGUAGCAGCACAUCUGGGACCAGGCCCACUGUUAGCUCCAGGAUCAGCUCCAAGGUGGUAGAGAACAAGGCUGAAACUGAGAAAAUCAUGAAGAAGUCACUGACCUGAGCCUCUCACUUGCCCCACCCAACCCUCACCCACCCUCAUCCCUUACUUCCUGGGCCAUUUUGGAAAUUCCACCUGUCACCCACCCCAAGCCUUCCUUUCUGUUUUGCUUGAAUUUUCACUUCUCCUUCAGAACACACAGCCACAUAGGUCAUUAAAAUACCAAAAUCCUUCUGUGCC